Molecule: messenger RNA, 790 nt
Organism: Acyrthosiphon pisum (pea aphid)
Lineage: Eukaryota; Metazoa; Arthropoda; Insecta; Hemiptera; Aphididae
Product: serine/threonine-protein kinase 3-like
Exons: 5
Coding region: 15-605 (196 amino acids)
Biological process (GO): protein tetramerization; signal transduction
Molecular function (GO): protein serine/threonine kinase activity
Source: RefSeq, a predicted model, not a curated record
UUGACAGUUGUACAAUGAUAGUAGAUGAUAGUACCCUUUUACCAGAUAAAUCAAAAGGGACAAGUUUAAAAAGUAAUUCAUUAGUAGAAGAAUUUAGAACAAUGGUAAUUAAUAGUGACGGAGAAGAUGAUUCCACAAUGAAUAGGCUUGAUACAGGACCUGAAGAAUUAAUAAAACCUUCUCGUAAAAAGUAUAGACCCAUGUACCUGGAUCAUAUUCAUAAAAAAAUUGAGUUAAAAAAUGAUAAUUUUGAUGUGGGAAACAAAUUUUUUGGUGAUAGAUUAGAUUCUGCUCAAGAUGUUUCUCAAAUUGACGAAUCUGAAAAAACUAGGACUUUAAAUCAAUUUCCUAUGCCGCAAAUAAAUUGCAAACCUGAUGGUAAUCUACCAACAGAUUUUCAUCAAAACCAAUACAACAAACCAACUGUUGAUGGAGACUUUGGUUUUUUGAAGUUUUUGAGCUUUGAUGACUUGCAACAAAGAAUGUCCAAUUUGGAUUCUGAAAUGGAACAUGAAAUUGAUGAGCUACGACGUCGUUAUCAAAUAAAACGCAAACCAAUACUAGAUGCUAUGGAUAAGAAGCGUAAUCGACAACGAUUCUUUUGAAAUAUUUAAAAUUUGUAUAAUUGCAGUGUUAAUACUAUAGUUACAAAUAAAUGUAUGGCUAACUCCAGAUUAUCUCCGAUUAAGGUGCUACCUAUAUGUACAAUAUGUAGCCUGUCAGUUAUAGGGCAGACAAUAUUUGUUGGACUAACUUCCUGAUUAAUUUUUGAAACAUAAUAAAACUGAUA